AUGGGUGUUCAAGACCAAACUGAAUCUAGAUGGUUCAGUGCAAAAGAACAAGGCAAGAUUGAUGUCAAGUUAGCAUUCUUGAAUGGAAAGCUGCAAGAAGAAGUGUAUGUUGAGCAACCUGAGGGAUUUGUGGCUCAAGGCAAAGAAGAUAGAGUUUAUAGACUGCACAAGGCUCUUUAUGGGUUAAAACAGGCACCUAGAGCCUAG
Molecule: messenger RNA, 207 nt
Organism: Prunus armeniaca (apricot)
Lineage: Eukaryota; Viridiplantae; Streptophyta; Magnoliopsida; Rosales; Rosaceae
Source: the annotation of a GenBank genome assembly